UAAUUUGGAUUUAUUUUAUUUAGGACUAUGCUCUCGUAAUUUUUGUCUAGUUCGUAAAAUAUAUAAAUAAGCGGAAUGGAUUAAGAAAUUGCCGCAUGAAAACGAUACAAAAUGUCGGAUACAAUUUCCAUUAAGAUAGAACCUAUCGAUUUCGAGACCGAUGAGCCCGUCGCUAACGAAAAAGAUCCGGAAUUCAUAAAUAUUAAAACAGAAUUAAACGAAACAGAGAAAGAUAAUGCGGCCAAAGAGUCAAUAGUACACUUGGAAACUGUUGUGAAGGCAGAGACGGUCGGUUUAUGCGUUGUCAAAGCAGAGCCUGAGGAAAAUGAUUUCAUAAUACCUGACGUCGGGGCCCCACAGGGCCCCAUCACAUCUGUCGAUGGAGUUUCUGAAGAAGAUCUAAGCUUAAACGCGGUAGAGAGGGGCAAAUACCAAUGUCCGAUGUGUAGCCGAAGAUUUACAUUCAAAGCGCAUUUGAAGCACCAUUUAAUAUUGCACAGUCGGCAGAAAUUGGAGUGCCACAUCUGCUUAUUGCGAUUGAAUAACCUGGAAGAUUACGAAGGCCACUUGGUGGACCACGCUCAGGAGAGGAAGUACGCGUGCCCCGAGUGCGGAAAGAGAUUCAAGAGCACAUCGAAUCUGCAGCAGCACAGGAAAAUACACCUCGUAGUUAAGCCGUUCCACUGUGAGAAGUGCCAGAAACAGUUCCCGGUUCGCGCCCACCUGCUGAAGCACCAAAGGGCGGGGGGUAGGUGCAAAAUACCGACGGACGAACCGCUGCAAUGCAACGUCUGCAACAAGACCUUCCAAAAGGUGUUCCUCCUCAAGAGCCACCUGCGGAAGCACACCAACGAGAGACCCUACCAAUGCGACAUGUGCAAAAUGUUCUUCAAGUAUAAAUCGGCGCUGGUGCGCCACAUUCAGAUACACAACAACGACCGGCCGUUCUCCUGCGUGUUUUGCAACAAGACGUUCACGAACGCGGGGCUGCUGAAGCCCCACAUGCGGAAGCACACCGGCGAGAAACCCUACCCCUGUCCGGUUUGCAGCAAGAACUUCGGACACAAGCACAACAUGCUGCGACACCUGACGAGGCACGAGAAAAAGAAGAAUCUCGAAUGCAAGAUCUGCAACAAGGUGUUUCCGAAAGAGAGUCGAUUGAUCUACCACAUGCGAUCACACACGAACAGCAAACCGUUUGGAUGCGAUGUCUGUAACAAAAAGUUCUCCCAUAAGCAGAAUAUAAUGCGACACUACGAAAAGAAGCAUCCGAAUGUCAGCUACGUGAUCAAAAUAACGGACGCCAGUGUCGCCAGGACGGUGUGGGAGAAGGUACAGAAGAAGUUGAUGGCUGAAGGAAACGAAUGAAGUUGCCAAGUUAUGGCGAUGAGGAUGAUUUAAAGAUACUGAAUGAGUGUUGUUAUCUCAUGUUGAACGAAAGGGAUGGGUGUGCUGAUGUGUGUGUUAGGUGACGUGUCUCGCUUUUUAGAUGACGUUAAAUCACUAUGUGCGUAAAUUUGGAUGUUUGUAACUCAAUUAGUCAAGAACUGAAGUGAUGUUAUUGGAAUUUGGUUGGUGGUUAAGUUUUAAAGGAAGAAAUAGUAGAUUGUCCAAUAUACAGUUACAAAUCUAGUUCUUUACUAAUUAUAGGGACCUACUGGGCUGAUUUGGAUGAAAUUUGGCACAGAGAUAGUUAAAACCCGAGAAAAGACAGAAUAGUUUUUAUUCCGGAAAUCCCCCGGGAACGGGAAGUAAACGGGGUAAAGCCCUGUGAUUGCCUCUUUUCCUUUAUUUCGCGGACAGAGCAAGCGGUAAGCUAGUUUACAAUAUAAAUAAAUAAUGUAAUCCGUUAAGUGUAAAUUACCCUCGCAAUAAAAAAUAAAAUAAAAUGACGUAUUCCAGUCUAUAAGCUACAUUUAUAGCAAAUUACAUUAACAUCGAUUCAGUCGUUCUUGAGUUGCCAAUAUGCCGUAUAGCCGUGCAAUGUAAAAAUGAAUUAUUGAUAUAUAUGAGGGUAGAUGUAAAACAGUUGGUUUAUGUGGUUUGUGAUAAUCAAUUAUUAAUACCUUUUGUAGCUUAUUGCGAAAUUUAUUAUUGUUUUUUGUUUAUUCCCUCGGAUAUGUGAUUAUUAUAUGAGAGUCAU
Zerene cesonia (dogface butterfly) is the source of this 2143-nucleotide messenger RNA. Its product is annotated as zinc finger protein OZF-like. NCBI's taxonomy places the organism in Eukaryota, Metazoa, Arthropoda, Insecta, Lepidoptera, Pieridae. The record is from RefSeq and is a predicted model, not a curated record. Gene Ontology annotation, molecular function: RNA polymerase II cis-regulatory region sequence-specific DNA binding; DNA-binding transcription activator activity, RNA polymerase II-specific; chromatin insulator sequence binding. Gene Ontology annotation, cellular component: chromosome; nucleus. The coding region runs from base 112 to 1368 and encodes 418 amino acids. The transcript is spliced from 4 exons. Gene Ontology annotation, biological process: regulation of transcription by RNA polymerase II.